AUGCUACCUCCACAACAAAGUUCUGUAGAGGCGCAAGCUAAUCUGUUUGAAAAUGAACAAAAUUAACAAUUAUAAUAAAGUUUAGAAUUAAAGAUGAAUAUUAUUCUAAUGGCUACAGAGAUUGAGAGAUUACAUAAAAUUUUAAUAUCCAAGAAGGAUUAUUUCGAAAAAAAAAUAUAAGAUUUAAUUGAUAGAGGUAUUAUAUCAAAAAUAAUUGUUAGAGCUCUAAGACAAGGAAUAAAUUGCAAAAUAAGCAUAAGCCAUUACUGAAUUAAAUAAACAAAUUCAAUAGAAGAAUGACCUCAUUUCUUAAAUUUUGCAAGAAAAGUAACCUUAAAUAUCAUUAUUUAGGUCUCAAUAAGAAAUGAAUCUAUUAAUAAGUUAACAAUUAUUUGUAAUCAAUACAUAAUAUAAAAAUGCUGAAAUUUAGAUAUAAUAAUUGUAAAAAGAAAAUUAACUUUUAAAACAAUAGUUUGAAGAUGCUCCAUCUUUGAGGUAAAAACUAUACGACUUGGAGUAAUGGUAUGCUAAAUUAAUACAUGAAAAAAACGAAGAAAUUAAUUUACUGAAAACUCAUUAACCUCAUAUAGUUUAACAUGCACCUCAAUUAAACAUCAUUAAUUAACUUUUAGAUUAAAAAGAAAGGGAAUUGCUCUAAUGGUAAUAUAGUUCAUAAUAAGUGAAUUUAUAUCGUGAAAACUAAAGAUUAACAUAAGAGCUUAAAUUUUUAAAUGAUAAAUUGAAUUUGCUAUUAUUCGACAAUGAACAUUUAAAUAAAAGAUUAGUAGACAUAUAAUCACAUCCCUCUAACCAAACUACAUAACCAUAGUAUGCAACACUCAGAGGAGACUCCUAAUGUACAGCUCCAAUAUUGCACGAUAUUUUGGCUACAAAAACACCUAGAAGAUAUAAAUAACAGUUCUAAUCAAUCCUUCCUACAGAUUUCACAAAUUCAUCAUUAUUAAGCUACAGAAUAAUAAAAAGGCCUCAGUCAGUUGGAUCAGGAAGCUCAAUUCACUUCUUAGGAUAGCCUCCCUAAAUAGCCCAUCCUUAGAACUAAUAUUCUCCAAGAUAUUCUAGAAAAUCCUUAUAAAAUCAUUAUACUUAAUUCAAUGAAUUAUUAAGAUAAACUUAGAUUAUUUAGAAUCAACCUAUUCUUACUAUUUAAAAUAUAGAAACCCAAAUUUAGUUAUUGAAUCAUAUGUUAUUAAUUAAAAGAUAAGAAUUACCAACACAAACUACUCCUCCAAGAAAAAUUUAUAGAAUUUUGAAAACUUAAGGAAAUGAGAGAACGUCAAGUCCAAACUACACACCUCCUCAAUAAAUUUUCAUGAAAUAACCAAUUAAUUUAUUAUAAUAAAAAAUUCAACCCUCUUAAUAACAAUUUAUUCCUUAAACAGCUAGAUUAUUCCCUCAAAAUUAGUUGCAAGUUCCUAACAAUAUUAUUAAAUACCGAUCAUUUUCAGCUGAAACUAAAAGAGAACUUUCUCCUAAUGCUGUCUAAUAUUAAUAGUAAAUAAUCCCACAAACUUCAAUAUUUUUCAAUAUGCCAUAACACGCUCAUCAAAUACAAUAUAAAUGCUCUCCAAUAUAAAGAAACAUUCCAUAAUAAAAUUUGCAAAACACAAUUCCUAAAUAGACAUAAAGAAGUGUUUCACCUUAGCCUGUUUAAUAUAUGCCAUAUUAAACAUAACCACAAGCACCAUAAACUAUUAGAUUUUAAGAUUUGAAAUAAUAUCAUUCAGUAAAUAUGCAACCCCUUUAACAAUAUUAAGAUCCAUAAUAACAUUUCAUUUAAUAAUAAUAAAAUCUUGUUAAUUGCAAUUUGAUUUCAUAAUCCUAACCAUACCUUCCCACUCAAUUUGGAGCAUAUCCACAAAACCCAAGCGAUUAAAAUAAAUCUCCCAUACAUGUUUUAGCUUAUCCAUAUGAUUACUCUCCAUAAGAUCCAGAAAAUCUAAAUAAGACCAGACAACUUUAAAAACCUAUAUCAUAAAAUCCUAAUGGAUUAUUCAUGACUCCAAACGCUGUCAGAAAGCCAGUAAUAUCUAAUAGCAAUUCUUCCUAACCAUUUUCAUAAGUGAGAGUCAAGAGAGAAGCACAAGAACCUUUGAGUGUACGAAAAUAAAAGGGACCUUCACAUUAGAGUAAUAAAUCUCUUCCCGCCUAAAUUUUAUAAUCCACACCUGUAGACAGUUCUUAAGUUGAACCCUUUGAAUUAUGCAAUGCACCAUAAGAACCAGACGAAUAAGAUAAAGAACCUUUAAAACCAGAAGAAAUCUAAAAAUCUCCUUAACUUUAAGAUCCAUCUGAAUAAACUAAACCUAAAGCUGAUUCUUAGGAAUAACCUAUUGAAUAACCUAAAUAGGAAGAAUAAUUUUAAUAACCUUAAAAUCCUAGUGAUUAAGAUAAAAAAAACCCUCAAAAUCCAGAAAAUUUAUAUAAGAAGCCCCAAAAUCCUUAUAUCCUGUUAAAUAAACCAUAAGAUCCAAAUAAUUUGAUGAGUAAACCAAAUUAGAACUCUUAAUUGUCCAGUGGAUAACCUAUUCCUUAAAUUUCAGAUAAUCAAAAGGAUGAUACUUCACAACCUGAAAAUCAAAAACAAAGUUAGCCAGCUAGUGUUAGAAAGGGCUUAGACAAUAAAAAAGACCCUCUCCUUCAAAAUCCUGAUGAGUUAAGAAAAUAUAAAUAAGAAUUGGACAGAUUAAAUGAUUUAUUAAGUUAAGCUAAAUUGGAAAAUGAAAAACUUAAGGAAGCUUAUUAACAAAAUGAUUUGAAUUGGUAAAAAUAAUUCUAAUAGAAAUAUACAGCUGCAUUAUAGCAGUUGUAAUCAUUUGAAAAUAAGUUGGCCAUUCAAAAUAGAGAGUAUAAUUAAAAUAUUGAAAAAUAAAAAUCUAAUUUGAAUUCACUACAAUCAAAGUUUGAUGAAUAAAAGAUACUUAUUGAGAAGUAAAAGAAUGAAAUAAAUUAAUUGAAGCAAAAUUAAGAUGACAAAAGUAAGAAGGCUGUUUAAAAUGAAGUUUAAAAGGACGAUCUGCAGAAACAAUUAACAGAUCUUUAAAAGUAAAUUGCUGACUUAUAAACCAAACUAAAAAUCUAAAAUGAUGCUUAAAAGUAAAAUCUAAACAAAAUAGCUUAGUAAGAUGAAAAUAUAUCUAAUUAAGAAAAACAAUUAAAACAAUAAACUUAAAAAUAUUCAGAAUUAAAUGCAGAUUAUAUUCAGCUUAAAUAAAAAUAUGAUUAAGUAUAAAAAGAAUCGACUUCUUCUAAAUUAGCUCAAUCAAAGGAAAUAAAUUUAUAUUAAUAAUAAAUUACUUAACUCUAAUAGUAAAUUAAUGAAACUACAAAAUAACUAAAAGAUAAAGUGAAUUCACUUUAAUCUCAAUUAUUGUUAGAACAAGAACAGCAUUUAGUCCUUAAGAAAUAGUAUGAAAACCUUUAAAGAGAUUUCAGCAUACAAAAAACUUAAAACAUUGAAAUUUUGAAUUAAAAUAAUACUUUAAGAUUAUAAUCAACUGAAAAAGAAUAGCAAUUAAAAGAACUUUAGAUAAAUUUUAAUUCUAAGACUUAAAUAAUACAAUAAUUAGAAACUUAAGUUAAAGAUCUAUAAGCAUAAAAUAUAUCUACAUCAUAAUAAGCUUAAUCCUUAAAUCAAAUUUAGGUUGAGAAUUUGAAAAAAUAAUUACAGUAAGAACAGUAAAGGACAAAUGAAUUAAACGAAUAGAUUUCUUAGUUUCAACAAUAGAUUUUUACGUUAGACCAAUAAUUAUAAACUCAAAAAUUAACUAAUAUUAAGAUAACAAAAGAAAUUUAAAAUAAUAAAACAGUAAUCUAAAAAGGUUCUUAGUAAUAAAAUCAAUAAUUGAGUAAUGAAAAUUUCGAUUUAUAAUAAAAAAUUACGUAAUUAGAGUAAUAAUUAUAAAGAGAAAGGGAAAAUAAUAAUAAUUAAAGUUAAUAAUAAAUUAAAGAUAUGUAAAAUAAAUAUUAGAUUAUCAUAACCAAAUCUUAAUAAGAAAAUGAAGAAUAAGCAAAGAAUCUAAAAUCUUAAAUCGAACAACUCAAAUUACAAAGCCAAAAUCUCUCAAAUUAGAUUGUGGAUAUGAGAUCUAAUUAUGAAAUGUAAAUCACAAAAACCACUUCAAUGACAUAAUCAAAAGUUAAUAAUUUAGAAAAACAAUUAUUAAUUGAAAAAGAGCAAAAGGAGAAUUCAUCUACUAGAAUUAUAUAACUUGAAAAAUAACUAGCUGAUUUGUAAAGCAAUAUUAAAUAAGAUUAAACAGAUGAAUUGAAGAGCAAAAUAAAUUCACUCGAAAAUUAAUUUUUGAAAUUAUAAAAAGAAAGAGAUAUUAUAUUAUCUAGUAAAUAAAGAGGGGAGGAAGAAAUUAAAAUACUCAAUACUAGAAUCGGUGAAUUAUCUAAUAAAAACAAUCAAAAUGAAAUAGAAUUGGCAAGUCUUAGAUCUAAAUAAAAUAAUUAGAUUUCAUCAGCCUAAAAUUUGAGUACAUUAAAUUAAUAAAUUUUGGUUUUGUAACAAGAAAAGCAGUCUUAAACCAAAGAUAUGAUGCUGUUGAGAUAGCAAAUUGAAAAGAGUAAUUAAGACCAUGAAUACUAGUUAACUAAAAUAAAGAGCGAUUACAAUAAAGAUCUGGAGGCUAUUAAUAGAAAAUAAAAUGAUGAAAUUCUUAAUCUAUAAAAUCGAAUAUAAUUUGAAAAAAAAGAAAGAGAAGUUGAUUAAAAAAGGAAAGCUCAAGCCGAUGAAUUGAUUUCUUAACUUAACUAAGAAAAAUAAUUGUUUCAAGACUAGUUAAAAAAAGAAAGAAUUUAAAUAGAGUAACUAUAGUUAGAAAUCAAUUAAUUACAUAUGAACUAAAAAAACAAUAAGGACGAACAAAAUUUAUUUUUAUAAUAGUAAAUCAUAAGCUCUAAUAAUUAGAUGGACAGCUUAAAACUUACUAUUUAAAAAUUAAAUAAAGAAAUUGAAGGACUAAAUUAAUAGGUUUAGCAAAUGAAUAUUUAAAGAAAUGAAUUAGAAAGUGAAAAUUUCAAUUUAAAAUAAUAGAUUUCAUAAGCAAAAAAUCAAGUUAUUCUCUUUGAAAGGGAAAAUAAUGUUAUCGAAUUAAGAUCAGUUGCUUAUAACUCUGAAGAUUAAAUUUAAGAUUUGACUUUAAAGUUAGAAAAGUAAAUUAAAGAAACUGAAAAAUACUAAAAAGAUGCUUUCAAUAAUGAUUAAUUAGCUUAGUCCCUCCAAAAAAGAUUGUCUGAUAUAAAUUUGCAAAAUUAAAAGAUUAAGCAAUAGUAUGAAAUAUAAAUAUAGGAACUUAUCAAGUAAAUUAAUGAAAAGGAAAGGCUAUUAUAAUAAACACCAAAAAAAGUUUAAGAAUUGCCAUAGCUAUAAAAUACUCAUUUAAUUUAAGAAAACGAAGAAUUGUUAAUGAAGAUUGGUUAAUAAGAAUAAAUGAUAAAGAAUUUAUAAGAAGAAUAUUAUAAAUAAUAAGGUGAAUUUCAAAAAAUUACUAAAGAAUAUAAUACUGUAAUAAACCAGUCAGAUAAUACAGUGGUUACGAUCACUUAAUACUAAUAGUAAUCAGAUAAUAUUAAAAGAAAAGAUGAUCUAAUAAAAUAGUUGUAGUAAUAAAUCUAUGAUUUACAAAAGAAAAUAGACUUUGAUAGGAAUAGGUACUAGGAUGAAAAUAAUAGAUUAACGAUUAAAAAUUAAGAAUUAUCAAACUAAUUGUAAAAUAAUCAUAAUAAAUAAAUAAUUGAAGAAAAUUUCAUCUUGAAAAAUCAGAUACAAUAAUUACAAUAAGAGUUAAAUAAUACACCAAUUAAAGAAACUAUCAUUUAUUAAUCUACCUCUCCAUAAAAAAAAAGUGAAGAUGAUAUUGCUAAAUAAAAAUAAUAAAUAAACUCGUUAUAACUAAGAAUGAAUUAAAUGACAAGUGAUUAUAAUUUAUUUGAGUAGUAAGCAGAACAGGAAAAACUUUAAUUAGAAAAAUAAAUAAAGUAAUUAUAAGAAAACUAGUAAAAAAUAUAAAACGAAAAUAACUUACUACAAAGACAGAUUGAAACCUUAUAGAGAUAAUUAUAAUAAAUACAAAAGAAUCGUUCGAACGAAAUAAACCAAGAGUUAGAAUUUGAAAAUAAAAAACUAAAAUCAUAACUUGAGAUUAGUUAAUUGUCAUAAAAGUAACUUUAGGAAGAAUUAAUAACAGUUAAAUCUUAAGUUAUUUAGUGUAAAGAAAAUUUAGAAGACGAAUAAAAUCAGAAAAAAUAAUUGAAUCUUUAAAUUAUUCAAUUAGAAUAAAGAGUGUCCGAACUUAAAAAGCAAAACACUCCAUAAAUUUCCAUGAGAAGUGAAACUACAAUUACAAGAGAGUUAAAAUAAGACUCAUUAUUAGAGUAGAAAGUUAAUUUAUUGAAUAUAGAAAAUGGUUCACUAAAAAAAUAAUUAGAAAAUGUAGAAGCAGAAUAUAUAUAGAAAUUAAAAUUGUAGUAAGCAUAAAUUAAAGAUUUAAACAAUAAAGUAAAGGAACUAAUGGAAGAAUGUAGCAAUAAAAGCAAUAUGUUAGAAGAAACAACAUAAAUUAGUAUAUCAAAUGAUUAAUCAAGUGAAAUUAGAAAAUUAAAGGAUGAAAAAUUAUACUUACAGCAAGAAAUGCAAAAAUAAUAAUAAUAAUUUAAAAAAUAAAUAGAAAAAAUAUAAGAUGACUAUGAAUUUAGAAUAGAAUAAUUGAAAGUCAAAAUAAGUGAAUUAAAAGAAUCUAAAUAGGUUGAAAUUAAUGAUGACAAAAGGCUUUUAAAAGAAAAUUAAAUGUUAGCUGACUAAAUUAAACAUUUGUAAAAUGAACUUGUGAUGGCGAGGUCUUAAAUUUAAGAUACUUAAGUAGUGAAUAUAUAAAAUGCAAACGAUACUAAUAAAGUGUAACAAUUAUAAAGAAAAAAUGAUGAAUUGACAUAUUAAUUGGAGAGAUUUAAAUAAAGUUAAGCAAAUAAUGAAGAAAGUCAAAUAAAAGAUAAAUAAUUACUAAAUAAUUAAAUAAGAUAACUUUAAAAUGAGCUUUCAAUCAUUUAGAAAAACGAAUCAAAUAUGUUAAAGGAGAAGUAAAUACUAAAUGAUUAAAUAAAAUAACUGCAAAAUGAGCUUUUGAUCAUUAAAAACAAUGAACAAAGUCUAUUAAAGGACAAAUAAUUAUUAAUUGAUCAAACACGAUAACUUUAAAAUGAGGUUGCUGUUAGUAAAAGCUAAAUUUAAGAGUAUCAAAUAUCAAUAACAUAAUAUACAAAUAAUACUAAUAAAGUGGAAUUACUGUAAAAGAAAAAUGAUGAAUUAACAUAUUAAUUGGAAAGAUUUAAAUAAAGUUAAACUAAUAAUGAACAAAGUUUAUUAAAAGACAAAUAAUUACUCAGUGAUCAAUUAAGAUAACUGUAAAAUGAGCUUUUGAUCAUUAAAAACAACGAACAAAGUCUAUUGAAGGACAAAUAAUUAUUAAUUGAUCAAACACGAUAACUUUAAAAUGAGGUUGCUGUUAGUAAAAACUAAAUUUAAGAGUAUAAAAUAUCAAUAACAUAGUAUACAAAUAAUACUAAUAAAGUGGAAUUACUGUAAAAGAAAAAUGAUGAAUUAACAUAUUAAUUGGAAAGAUUUAAAUAAAGUUAAACUAAUAAUGAACAAAGUUUAUUAAAAGACAAAUAAUUACUCAGUGAUCAAUUAAGAUAACUGUAAAAUGAGCUUUCGAUUAUUAAAAACAACGAAUAAAGUUUAUUAAAAGACAAAUAAUUAUUAAUUGAUCAAACACGAUAACUUUAAAAUGAGGUUGCUGUUAGUAAAAACUAAAUUUAAGAGUAUCAAAUAUCAAUAACAUAAUAUACAAAUAAUACUAAUAAAGUGGAAUUACUGUAAAAGAAAAAUGAUGAAUUAACAUAUUAAUUGGAAAGAUUUAAAUAAAGUUAAACUAAUAAUGAACAAAGUUUAUUAAAAGACAAGUAAUUACUCAGUGAUCAAUUAAGAUAACUGUAAAAUGAGCUUUCGAUCAUUAAAAACAAUGAACAAAAUCUAUUAAAGGACAAGUAAUUAUUAAUUGAUCAAUUACAAUAAUAAUAAAAUGAGCUUUUAAUCAUUAAAAGCAAUGAAAAAAGUUUAUUAAAAGACAAAUAAAUACUAAAUGAUUAAUUAAGAUAACUAAAAAAUGAAUUAUCUCUUUGUAAAAACAAUGAAUCAUGUUUAUUAAUGGAUAAAUAAUUCCUUAAUGAUCAAAUAAUGCAGCUAUAAAAGGAUAUUUCUUUUUCAAAAUCUCAAAUUUAAGAGUUUUAAUUAUCAACUCCUUAAGAUUUAAUAGCAAUUUCUAAGUUUUAAUCAUUAUCUUAGUAAAAUACUGAAUUAAAAUAAUAAAUAGAUUAACAAAAUCUCUUUAUUACUUAAUACAACCAAUAAUUAAAGCUUGCCUAAACGAAUUCUGAUAAAAAAGAAGAAGAGUUAAAUAAUCUAAAAUUAAAUUUAUAAAGUGUUCAUGGUUAAUUAAUUUAAUUAUAAAAAGAGAGUAAAGUGAAUCUGAAAAAUGACAGUGAAUACUUUUCUUAACUUUAGGAUUAAAUUUCUUAAAACUCUUUAUUAUCUAAAUAAUUUAAAGAAGAAAAUGGGUUUUUAAAAAGAUCCAUUUUUGAUAAAGAAAAAGAAAUAUAAAGUUUAAAUACAAUAGUAAAUAAUCUAGAGGGUUAAAUUUUUGAUAUUAAUUAAUAAAACUUGAAAUUAGUUUAAUAAUUAAAAGAUUAAGAAUUACUUUACUGCAAAUUAUAAGAAAGUAAAGAUUCUUACUCUCUAGAUUCAUCUAAAGACUUAUAAAAAUAAUUAAGCAUUAAAUAAUAGGAAAUAUAACAUAUCGAUGCUGAAAAUAAAAAAUUACAUAAUAAGCUUUUAUAUAGCUAGGAUUUUAUUAAAAAAUAACAAUAAGACUUAAUAAAUUAUGAAGGUGAUAAACAAAAGUUAUAUUCAUAAUAUCUAUAAGAAACCUCUGCUCUGUAGAACUAAAUAAAAUAACUCUAGUAGGAAAUCUUAAAUCAACAAGAAAUGAAGAGAUAAUUAGAAUUAAUUCCAUAAAAAAUUGAAAUUAAUAACCCAAAUUCAACUAUUGAAUCUCCAAAAGCAAAGAAUAUGAGUAAAAGCCUGAAUAAAUCAAGUGCAUCCUGUCACUCAACCGAUGAUUUAAGAGGAAAUUAUUAUAAUUGUUCGCUUUAUGCCACAAAUAACAAUAGAAUAAGUUAUUACUCAUCUUUAAGAGCUGUAAAAUCAAAGGGAGAUUUAUUGAUUUCUCAUGAAAAAAGCCUAUCAACUUCAGAAGAAGAAUUGAAGAAAUAAAUAAUUCUUUGGUAGUAAAAAUAUGAAGAAUUACUAACAGAAAGAUAUUCAAAACAAAAUUUGAUUACCCCUAAAAAGGAAAGAUUAACCUAGGAAUUCACUGUGUCGGAUGAAUCUAUAAAUUGGAAAUUAAAAUAUGAUGAAUUAUAAAGAUAGAUUUAAUUAUAAAAUUAAAAUAGUAAAGAUAAAGUUAUUGAAUAGUUAAGAUCAAAAAAUGAAUUACUAUAUUCUGAGCUGCAUUAAAUUGAAAUUGAAUAUGAAUAACUAAGAAGGUAAGUCAAUAUUAGCCAAAAGCAAACUGCAAACGAUAUGAAUUAAAAUAGUUUGAAUUAAUAAAGAACUAUUGAUUAAUAGAUUCAAAAGAUUGAUAAUUAACAAAAUGAAAUUGAAUAACUCAAAUAUAAUUUGAAAUAAGUAAUUGAGAGCAAGAAUAACUUAGAAAAGAAGUCUAAUAAUAAAUAAAAUGAGUAUAUUUAAUAAUUAGAGGCAUAAAAUUUUGAUUGUUUAUAAGAAAUAUAGUCCUUGUAAAUAGAAAUUAAGAGAUUAUAGGAAAAUAAUAAUUUAAUAAAGUAAUAAAUAAAUGAUUAAGUUAUUAAUUUAUAAUCUGGACAAGAUUAAAAUGAAAUGAAUAUAGAAGAAUAUUUACAAUAAAUUGAAGCUUUAAAAAGGGAAAUAAAUAAUUAAUAAACUUAAAUAUUCUAAAUAUCAAAUUAAUUAAAGUAAUCUAAAAUUAAAGAAUAGGAAUUAGAAUAAAAAUUUAAGUAUGCAAUUGAGGAUUUAGAACAUGUUUAGAAAAUGUAUAACGAGCAAAGAUAAUCUUGUUAGGAAUAAUAGCGAUAACUAUAGAACUACCAAUAAUAACUAUAGCAAAAAUAACAAAAACAAAUACAAUCAGAACAACAAUAAUAAUAAUUAUAAGAAUAGCAAUAGUAUUCAUAAAGGUCUUACUAAUAAGAAUCGUCCAAAAUUGUUGAAACUUACUCAGAAUAGCAAACAAAUAAUCAAUAUGAUGAUUAAUAUAGAAAGAUCUUAUAUGAACUUAGUUUGAUAAAAUAAUAAAACUAGUCUUUGUAAACUUAAUUGUAAGAAUCAACUCAAAAGUAAAUUUCAUUGAUGCAAGAAAUAAAACAAUUAUAAAUUCAGAAUGAAAGAUUAAAUUUAAGUAAUGUAAGAUUACAUAAUGAAUAAUAAAAAGUUACAACACAAAGUGAUUAAGUAAAUAAAAUAAAUGAUUAAUUCAAAGAAUUAUAAUUUGAAAACUAAAAAUUGAGAAGCGAGAUUUACUAUAUGUAAUAGGAGAAGUAAUAAAUUAUCAAUUCUUUCGAAUCUAAAUUACAAUAAUAUUCAGCGAGCGCAAAUAACAAAAUUAGGUAACAAUAAAUAGAUGAUCUAAAACGAGAGUUGGCUCUAUUAAAAAGAGCAACGUUAAAAUCAUCUGGAAUUGAUAUAGAUGCUGAAAGAUUGAGUUACUCAACUUAAAUAACCUAAUUGAAGAAACAACUUGAAUAUGAACAGAUAAAGAAUAAAGAAUUGCAAUUAAAGCUGUAGAAUUCUUCAUAAUAUUAAGUAUGAUAUUUAAAUUAUUUUAGUCUGAUUUUGGACUUGUAGAGAGAUUGAACAAAGAAUUGUAAGAUAAAAUUGUUGAAUUACACUAAGUUAAAUCAGAAUAUAGGAAUGCGAUAAAAAUGAUUCAUUCCUUAGAAGAAUAAGUAAUAGAAAGAUUGGAAAAAGAAUAAUACUCUUGA
Molecule: messenger RNA, 11097 nt
Organism: Paramecium octaurelia
Lineage: Eukaryota; Ciliophora; Oligohymenophorea; Peniculida; Parameciidae
Source: the annotation of a GenBank genome assembly